Messenger RNA from Malurus melanocephalus (red-backed fairy wren), 760 nucleotides. RefSeq names its product DNA replication licensing factor MCM7-like. The record is from RefSeq and is a predicted model, not a curated record. Gene Ontology annotation, cellular component: MCM complex; nucleus. Gene Ontology annotation, biological process: DNA replication; double-strand break repair via break-induced replication; DNA strand elongation involved in DNA replication. NCBI's taxonomy places the organism in Eukaryota, Metazoa, Chordata, Aves, Passeriformes, Maluridae. The transcript is spliced from 5 exons. The annotation marks the transcript as partial. Gene Ontology annotation, molecular function: ATP binding; single-stranded DNA helicase activity; ATP hydrolysis activity.
GACCACGUCAGGGUCAGCGGAGCCUUCCUGCCCCUGCUGAGGGGGGGAUAUGGACAGGUGACACAGGGUUUGCUGUCAGAGACCUUUCGUCCAAAUUCCCGAAUUUUGCCCGAAUUCCCGGGUUUUGCCCCAAUUGCAGGUGAGGAUUUCUACGGGAAGUUGGCGGCCUCCAUCGCCCCCGAGAUCUUCGGCCACGAGGACGUGAAAAAAUCGCUGCUGCUGCUGCUGGUGGGGGGCGUGGAGAGGAGCCCCAGGGGCAUGCGAAUCAGGGGGAACAUCAACAUUUGUCUGAUGGGGGACCCCGGCGUGGCCAAAUCUCAGCUCCUCUCCUACAUCGACCGCCUCGCCCCGCGCAGUCAGUACACCUCUGGCCGUGGCUCCUCGGGCGUGGGUCUCACCGCCGCCGUUCUCCGCGACCCCAGCACGGGUGAGCUCACUCUCGAGGGCGGCGCUCUGGUGCUGGCGGACGGCGGCGUUUGCUGCAUCGACGAAUUCGAUAAAAUGCUGGAGGGCGAUCGGGUGGCGCUGCACGAGGCCCUGGAGCAGCAGAGCGUGGCCGUGGCCAAAGCGGGCGUGGUGGCCACUCUGAGCGCCCGCUGCGCCGUCCUGGCGGCCGCAAACCCCGCCCUGGGACGCUACGACCCCGCCCGGGGGCUGGACAAGAACCUGGGGCUGCCCGCGGCGCUGCUGAGCCGCUUCGAUCUGGUCUGGGUGCUCCAGGACCGGCCCCACAGACACCGGGACCUGCGGUCAGUCAAAC